CGGGAUUCAUGGUGGGAGCGUUUCCCUUCAUCAAUGUGCAUUGAUGUAGCAGAAAGCGUGGAGGAGAUAAGAACCCUUAUCUCGGCGCCUGGAACCUCUGCUCAGGAUUUCAUUGAGGACACGCGGCAAUUAAAGGGAUUUCGAUUCUUACCUAAAUCGGGAAUUACACAUCCAAACUGGGAUCUAUGAGCGGAAAAGUGGCGAAGCCUAAAGAAGACAAGGAUGCUUCCAAGGUCCAGGAUGACGCUGCCCCAGGUACCCAGGAGUACAUUAUGUUACGGCAGGACUCCAUCCACUCUGCGGAUAUAAGGAGUAAAGGGUCCCCCUUUCGUGCUAAGUGUCACGAAAUCUUCUGCUGCCCGCUGAAGCAAGCCAUCCACAGAGACAGCACAGAGCCCGAAGAGCCCCAGCUGAAGGGGAUUGUGACGAAGCUGUACAGUCGACAAGGUUUCCAUUUGCAGCUGCAGGCAGAUGGAACCAUUGAUGGAACGAAGGAGGAAGACAAUGGUUACACCACGUUCAACCUUAUUCCAGUGGGGCUGCGAGUGGUGGCCAUCCAGGGGAUACAGACCAAACUCUAUCUGGCUAUGAACAGUGAGGGCUUCUUGUACACAUCAGAACACUUUACGCCAGAGUGCAAAUUCAAGGAGUCGGUGUUCGAGAACUAUUAUGUGACAUACUCCUCCAUGAUAUACCGGCAGCAGCAGUCGGGCAGGGGCUGGUACCUCGGUCUGAACAAGGAGGGAGAAAUCAUGAAGGGGAACCAUGUCAAGAAAAACAAGCCAGCAGCUCACUUCCUUCCCAAACCUCUAAAGGUGGCAAUGUACAGAGAACCAUCCCUCCAUGACUUGACAGAGUUCUCCCGCUCUGGCAGUGGCACGCCCACUAAGAGUCGGAGCGCCUCGGCCGUACUCAACGGGGGCAAAGCCGUGAGCCAGCACGAGUCCACGUAG
Molecule: messenger RNA, 953 nt
Organism: Limanda limanda (common dab)
Lineage: Eukaryota; Metazoa; Chordata; Actinopteri; Pleuronectiformes; Pleuronectidae
Gene: fgf13a
Product: fibroblast growth factor 13a
Exons: 7
Coding region: 186-953 (255 amino acids)
Biological process (GO): animal organ morphogenesis; regulation of cell migration; positive regulation of protein phosphorylation
Cellular component (GO): cytoplasm
Molecular function (GO): fibroblast growth factor receptor binding; growth factor activity
Source: RefSeq, a predicted model, not a curated record